CUGACGUCCAGUCCGUGCUGUCAACGAUUCGCCUAUAUACGGCUUCCCCAAUGAGAUGUUCGAUUGAUAAAUUCCACCCUUGUAAAAAUAGCGUAUUCAGAUGUUUGAAAACAUCAAACUAUCAUUGUAGAGCAAAAAACAGUGAUUCACCGUUGUAGUAUCUAUGUCAGUUGGAAUAUUCAUCACUUUGCGUAGUUCGUAACUAUUUUCGGUUACAAGGAUAGCAGCACAAAUCCUCAUCGACCGACCUCAUCGCAUAAAUGGUGACGCCAUCAGACAACGAGGACAUCGGUAAAGCGAUACCAAUGGGGAUUUUGUUGGCAACGAAAGGAACAGCUGGAGAUCGAUUGCUGUUUCUGUACCCACCUUCACCAUCAAAUUCACAGAAGAGUGAGAGUCGAGCAAAACCUUUGGUGGACUCUAUAUCAAAAACAGAUCGUGAUUGCAAGCUUAAGACAUGCACUGCACCUACAAGCGCAGCUCAGCUCCCUAUACUCAUGACAAUGCAGAAUGCAAAAAAAUCUGGAGAGAUGUCUUUUCCAACGCAGUUCAUAUUAUCCACCUGUAUGCUAGCCAAUAUACUGAGUGUGAAGGACUCAGUGGUGGACGCACCGUUCGAGCUAAAAGUGGACAAUGUGCGUUUUGCUGGUCACCCGAAAAAGUUAACAAGGGCAUCAGAGGGUUCUUCGACUAUAUUCUCGAUUGUCUUCGUGCUUCCUGCCUCUGUAAAUUCUCAUCUGGUGGAGUCUUUUCAGUCACUGAGUAAGAAAUUGGCUCUUGCUAUCGAUUCUCUUCAAACGCAGAGAGGCUAUUUCGCUGAACAGGAACGCAUAAUGCGAUCAGCACUUGACGAAUUUGAAGCUGAAGUGUCGAGCAGGCCAGAGAGUGACCAGUCAUUUCUCAAUAUCCCUUGGGAUACGAUACGAGGAAAGAGUGCACUGGCCGAACUUCUUACCAAGGUGUUUACCGAUGUGGGUAGGACUGGAGUAGUGCAGGUAUUUGUCGAUAAUUUCAUCGAGGUAGGUUUUUGUGUGCAAUCAAGAGCGUUGGCUCAUGCUCAUUUGACACCCAAAAAUCGUGCUGAGAUUGAUAGAAUCGUCAAACAAAUACGACCUUAUCAUGGGAUCUUAUUAUUAGAAGAUGUUUGGCCUAGUCCAGAUGCAAAUCCCUCGGUGACCCUUCUUCUAAAGCACUGCGAGCCUGAUCGGUCUAUAUUGGACAUGUCAACAGCUUCGGGAAUACCGCUGCUACAGGUAUUCCUCAUCGUUCGCCAUCUCCUCUUAUGGGCACGAGCCGUCGUUAUCUAUCCAUUGUGUAAUACCAAUAUAUAUUCUUCGGCAACACUACCAAAACCGCUUAGAAGAUACGUCACGCUGUUCUCUCAGCAGUUCGGCCCUUCUUUUCACUUAGCUGAUGCGCUUGCUCAGUUCGAUCCUCCUAGUACUCUCGGAGAUUAUCUUAAUGCUAAUCAGCCGUUAGCAGAUCAGCAAAACAAGGCUAAGGUCAUUGUGGCUUUGCUGAGGCAUCAACUCAUCAUGCAGCUUCAUCGUUAUUGCUACAUAGUGCCUCCAUUUUCCGAUGCAAAAUUACCUCGAGCAGGCCACCACUGCCCCGACUCCUUGAAGUCAGAAAUAUGUGCUUGUGACGAUAUCGAAGACGCUAUCAAACCCAUUAUAUCAGAUCUCUGUGGAAGUUUGUUGGAUACACAAAGUUUUAGCAGUGUGGAAGGAAAGCUACACUUAUUUCUUCGGAUGAGUCGUUUUAUGCAUGGACAGCACCACAUCGAAGACAUCGUCUAUCGCCUGAAUGUCGAGCGAUCUGCAAUCGAGGACGUACUUGCCACCUUCUCUCUUGUUCUUUGCUCAUUUCUACGACCCGAUUUUAUCUCAGAGUAGUUAGCAUCUAUUUCUGGCGUUACUUUUGCUCCUUUUUAUCUGUAAAGAAUAGGAAAUUUCAGUCGCAAUCGUAGUAACAACACUUUCACUCUGUCAGCGAAGUAUUAACGGGUAUACACUAGUCAAAAAUUAUAGAAUUCUUAAAAGCAGCUAUUGGUAUUUCUUUGCCUUUGUGAGAAUGUAAAUUGAUCAUUGGGUAUGAUCGGUAUUCUCCUUGUUUACAGCUUGUAACUCGAUUUGAAUUCAAAGUUCUCGUUCUUGGAAUGCAUUUUUGGUGCCUCCGGUGUGCAGUGGCUUCUAAGUAUACAUACUGAGCGUGUAAUCAUAGCACUCGGAAUUCUGCUAAGAACGGAUCUGAAGACCUUGUUGUUUUGUAAUGUAUUUAAGAUUAAAAAGGAACUACUUAGCCUGCUAACAAAUAACAAUUCUUCAUGCAGUGAUGCUGGUAUGAGCAACUUCAGAAACCAUUUCUCUUCACCUAUGUUAGUUUUUUUCCGCAAGAGGUGGUAUCAUCCAGCGGUAAAUUUCUUUUCGUCGCUGCUGAUAUAUAAUUCCAUAUAGAAUAAAGUUGAUU
This is a messenger RNA of Cylicocyclus nassatus, 2469 nucleotides long. The record is from the annotation of a GenBank genome assembly. NCBI's taxonomy places the organism in Eukaryota, Metazoa, Nematoda, Chromadorea, Rhabditida, Strongylidae.